Messenger RNA from Phaedon cochleariae (mustard beetle), 2718 nucleotides. The record is from the annotation of a GenBank genome assembly. Lineage: Eukaryota; Metazoa; Arthropoda; Insecta; Coleoptera; Chrysomelidae.
GUUAAUUAUUUAUUCGGAAUUUUGGUGGGUUUUGUAACCUGUUGAAUAUUUUAUUUUGUCAGCCAAUUUCAAUGAUUUGCCAUUCCAAUGGAAAUCCUCAGCUAUUUUCGAAAUCAUUAUUAUGAUGUAACUCAUUUGAUUACAUAUUUUGUUGAUAAAUUACUUAUCAUAAAAUAUAUAAAUACUGUCUCCAUUAAUUAGCAAAAUGUCCAGGGAAAGAGCUUCAAGAAGAUUCUAUAGGAUUGAAUCCACCAACAACCUCAUAGGCUUAGAUAGAGGCAUGACAGCUGAAGAAGAAAAUAGAUGGAGCUUUGAAAUUGCAUGGGAGGUGGCUAACAAAGUGGGAGGAAUUUAUACUGUAAUCCGUUCCAAAGCAUAUGUGUCCACUGAAGAAAUGGGGGACCAGUAUUGCCUGAUUGGCCCUUACAAAGAACACUGUGCUAGAACUGAGGUGGAAGAAGGUCCUCUCAGUUCUGAGCCCUUGAAUAAAGCUGUGGAGGCAUUGAGAAAUAAGGGUUUCAAAGUCCAUACAGGAAGGUGGCUGGUGGAUGGUAAUCCCCAGAUUAUUCUCAUGGAUAUUGGGUCAGCAGCAUGGAAGCUAGAUGAAUAUAAGUCUGAAUUGUGGAACACAACUAAUAUAGGGGUGCCCCAUUUAGAUAUAGAGGCCAAUGAUGCUAUAAUUUUAGGGUAUAUGGUAGCUGAUUUUAUUGCAGAAUUUAGGAAUACUGCUGAAGAAUUUGGAGAAGGUACACCACCAAGAAUUGUAACACAUUUCCAUGAAUGGCAAGCUGGAGUUGGUCUUAUUGUACUUCGCACAAGGCAUGUCAAUGUUGCCACUGUUUUCACUACACAUGCUACACUCUUAGGCAGAUAUUUGUGUGCUGGUAACACAGAUUUCUACAAUAACCUCAGUACAUUCAGUGUUGAUGAAGAAGCAGGAAAAAGGCAAAUUUAUCAUAGAUAUUGCAUGGAAAGGGCAGCUUCUCAUUUAUGUCAUUGUUUCACCACUGUUUCAGAUAUCACAGGAUAUGAGGCAGAACAUUUGCUGAAGAAAAAACCUGAUGUUAUCACCCCUAAUGGUUUGAAUGUCAAAAAAUUCUCGGCACUCCAUGAGUUUCAAAAUUUACAUGCUCUUUCCAAAGAGAAACUCCAUGAGUUUGUUCGAGGACAUUUUUACGGGCACUAUGACUUUAAUUUAGAUAAAACAUUAUACUUUUUCAUUGCUGGACGUUAUGAAUUUGGUAAUAAAGGAGCUGACAUCUUCAUAGAAGCUCUAGCACGACUCAACCAUUACUUGAAGGCAACCCAUCCUGAUGUAACAGUAGUGGCUUUCAUGAUAUUUCCCGCCAAAACGAAUAAUUUUAAUGUAGAAUCUUUGAGAGGUCAUGCAGUAACAAAAUCUCUAAGAGAUACAAUACGCGAUAUACAAGAUAAAAUCGGAAGAAGAAUGUAUGAGAUUUGUCUGAACGGUCAUUUACCUUCAGCGAACGACUUAUUAGAAAAAGAAGAAAUGGUUCGGCUGAAAAGAUGUAUAUAUUCUUUGCAAAGGGACGGUCUUCCCCCUGUAACUACCCAUAAUGUUGUUGAUGAUUGGAAUGACCCAGUAUUGAAUUCAAUCAGGAGAUGCAACUUAUUCAAUACAACUAAUGACCGAGUCAAAAUCGUAUUCCACCCGGAGUUCCUCAGUUCGACAAACCCCCUAUUCGGCUUAGACUACGACGAAUUCGUCAGAGGCUGCCAUUUGGGGGUAUUCCCCAGCUACUACGAACCGUGGGGCUACACCCCGGCCGAAUGUACCGUGAUGGGCAUUCCCAGCAUAACCACGAAUUUAUCAGGUUUCGGUUGCUUCAUGCAGGAACAUAUCACAGACCCAAUGUCUUACGGCAUCUAUAUCGUCGAUCGUAGAAACAUAUCAUUGGAAGAAACAGUCCAGCAAUUAGCUCAGUAUAUGUACGAUUUUGCUAGGCUCAGCAGGAGGCAAAGAAUCAUACAGAGAAACAGAACGGAAAGACUCAGCGACAUGUUGGACUGGAGAAACUUAGGAGUGUACUAUCGGCAAGCGAGAAUGAAAGCCCUGCACAAAGUGUUCCCCGAAUUGAAGGAAGAAAUGGAGUUGGGUAUCGGAACCCUGAGGUACCCCAGGCCGAUAUCCGAACCGCCAUCGCCCACUUCCAGUAAAGUUACGACUCCGGCAGCUUCUCUUCACGGGUCGGACGAUGAAAGCGAUUCGGUCGAUGAGGAGGGAGAGUUGGAAGAACUUGGAAUCAAAUAAAAUCGAAUGCUCAGAAAAUACUCCGUGCAAUAUUUAAGAUGAGUAUAAUAUGAUUAGGUAUAUUGAUUGUUGAUCUUAAAUUGAAAAAUGAAAAAAAUUGUUGUUGAUUCAGAUUUUGAAUUUGAAAAGAAAGGUUUUGGUAUUUAAUCCAUGACGUUUACAUAAAUUUAUAUUAUAUUUUCUUUGAAUUGCCAUUUUCAGAAAGUUCUUAACAAUUAGAUGCUUGCUUUUAUGUUGAUAUAUUUGAACUUGACCGUACUCGCUAAAUAUUGAUCUUUCUUGUGUUGUAAGUGACGCCAUUUUUUUUCAAUUCACUUACUAAGAAUUCUGUGCCAUGUUAUACAAAACAAAAUAAAUUGUAAAGUAAGUGCCAUCUAAGUAUUUUCAUUUUGAUUAUCUUACCUGCUAUAGUUCUGCUGUAAUUCCUUAUGGUGCAAUAAAAUGUG